Messenger RNA from Caenorhabditis sp. 36 PRJEB53466, 2977 nucleotides. The record is from the annotation of a GenBank genome assembly. Lineage: Eukaryota; Metazoa; Nematoda; Chromadorea; Rhabditida; Rhabditidae.
AUGAGCGAUCCGACAGAGCAGGAUCCCGAUUUUGAGCUUGUCGACGGUGCUGAACGCAAAUCAAGCACUUCCGAUAGCUUUGAGGCCGUGGACGACAAGAAAACAGGUGAAUUUGUGAAAAAAUAUGGAAAACGAGCAAUUUCUCUUUCAGACAGUCAAUCGGUGAGCGAAAAUGAGGAGGAGGACGCUGAGAAGACUUUAAACGACGAGAAAGAAGUGGAAGAGGAGAAGCCACAGCUUCCGUUCGUCGAUCAAUCGAUACUGGACGACGCGAAUCGACCAGUGGAAAAGGACGGUGAGCAGCUGGUCGAGGAUGCGUUGAACGCUCCGAUUCGACCUGAUCAGGAGCAGUUUUAUACUCCGGAGCACUCGAACAGGGCAAUAACACUGCUCAUCGGGUUCUCGGCGCUCAUGUUCACCGUUCCCCUUCUCGUCAUGGCCUCCCUCUACUACUGGGUCUUCAUUGGUAAGGAAUGCGUGAUUUUUCUGGUUUUUUCAGUCCAAAUUUGCAGAUUAUUUCCACAUGCCGCCAGCGGACGCGAUGCUCUACGCGGGAAUCGGUGCCGCCAUCGCCGUCAUCCUCAUCGCCGCCGCCUUCUGUUAUGUCGCGUGGAAAGAGGAGAAGGACGCAGAGGACAAGUUGAAGGCCGAGAAGAAAAGCGAGUAAUCGGUCGACUUCGAACCCAUAAUAACAUUGAAAUUGCCUUCAUUUUUUUUAAUCCUGUUCCAUUUCACUUUUCACCCCAGCUUUGGACCUCGAUUAGUUUCCCAAUGUGAUAGCAACGCACGUUUGUACAUACCGAAUGAAUGAUUUCACUUGUUGUUGCGGAUUUCUUUGAUAUUUUGCGUUUAUUCGCUGUUUUUAUACCUUUUCCCUUUCCCCCACUGGCCCUGUGACAACUCGGCGUAUCCGGGUCGUUUUGGUCUCUUCUCAUUGUUUUGCAUGCCAUGCCCUUGUUCUCAUUUCCUUUUCUCUCCAACCCAAUGGAUAUACCGAGUUGUUUGCAGUGAAAUGGCCACUCCCGUGCCGGCGUCGACGCUCCAAACCCUUCUGCCGAACUUUCGCGAUCAGGAGGUGCAGAGCGCCGUCAAGAAUCUGCUCGCCUAUUCCCUUGUCAUUCUCAUCGUCCCACUCGCCUCCAUGUUCCUUCUCAAACAGUACUUUUUCGAAGGUACCCGCGAUUAGCGUCUCAUUUUCACACACACAAUAAACGCGUUUUUCCACCGGCUCCUCAUUUCAGCGCUCCUCGGAUUUGCCGCCAACGACGCGCUCACCUAUUCAGCGAUCAUCGCCGUCAUCCUUGUACACGUCGUGCUCGCCGUCUGGCUCUUCGCCGCCACGAAACAAGAGGAUCGCAAGAAGCGAGAGAACAAACUAGACUGAGAGAUGCAGUCUGACGCACACGGUCCCCACUUUUUCCCCUUAUUUUUUGUCUCCUUCCUCCUCCUCCAUCACUUUUUCCACUGUACAUAGAAAAAGAAUAAAAUUAUUUGGGAAGAGCCCCCGCCCUCCGUCGAUUUUGGGAAGGAAACGAACGAAAAUGUUUGCAGAUGAGCCUGUGAAUCUCGGGUUCGGCUUGGAGAUCGAUCCCGAUGAGCUCUACCGCCUUCGCUCGCAAUUCCUUCCGCUCGGCAAGAUCGGAGGGAAGCCGGCGUGGCUCAACCCGAAAACUCUGCCAAAAUCGUCCGAUCUUUUGUGCAAAGUGAGUUUUCGGGCUAGGUUUUAGUGAACUUUUCAAAAAAUGUCAAGAAAGUAUAGUUUUUAGCUCUUGCGUGCAAAAAACCAAAAUUUUUUAAACAUUUCAUUAGGGUUUUCAAAGAUUGAAUGCGAUUUCAGGUAUGCCAAAAACCGCUGUGCUUCCUGAUGCAAGUUUCGGCAAACGGCGGUCCGUCUGACCCGGAGCACGCAUUCCAUCGCUCGCUCUUCCUCUUCGUCUGCCGCGACGCCACGUGCUCGCGUGCCAACGACGCCGCCAACCUGAAGGCGUUCCGCUGCCAACUGCCACGCUCCAACGCCUUCUACUCGUUCGACGGUCCCAUGGACGCCGAUUUGGACGGCGACGUUCCGGACCCGCGUGCGCUCGUCGACGGACCCGCGCUCUGCCGCAUUUGCGGGUGUCUGGCGGCGAAAAAGUGCGCCAAGUGCCAGGUUGCCAGGUGAGAAGAGAAUUUCUAAAAAAAAAGUCGAGUUUGGUGAUUCUCAGAUACUGUUCCCAAGCGCAUCAAGUGAUCGAUUGGCCGGCGCACAAAUUGGAAUGCGCGCAGGCGGCUGCCGACGGAAUGAUCGCUGACGAGCCGAGAAACCCGCGCAACGCGUUUGUCUUCAAAGAGUUCGGCGUCGAAAUUGACCAGGAGUACGUGCCGAGCAACCUUUUCCACGGGCUCAGCGACGAUGAAUCCGACGAGGAGGAGGAGGAGGAGGAGGGCGGCGGAGAAACCGACGAGACGGAGGAGGAGAAGCGGGCGCGGCUCAGAGAGUUCGAGAAGUUUUGCGAGAAAAAUAAGGGGGUAAGAAGGGAAAGAAUGAAGAUUUUCAACCGAAAUAUCCAUUUUCAGAAGAACAUUGACAUGACGAAAGAGGAUUUGGACGCGGCGACGGCCGAGCAGAAGAAGGACACGGACUUUGAGCGCUUCAACCGACUCGUCGCCCUCAAUCCCGAUCAGAUCGUCCGUUACAAGCGCCACGGCGUUCCACUGCGUGCCACGUGUCAAUCGGAGCUUCCGGAGACGGUCGAGCCGUGCGAACUGUGCGGAGCGCCGCGCCGAUUCGAAAUGCAGCUCAUGCCGCACCUCCUCUCGCUCAUCGACGUCGACGCGAUCGGUGAGAGAAAAAGCGACGAAAAACGGAAAAAUCGGGAAUUUUGCAGGUCAGAGCAUCGAUUGGGCGUCGGUUUACGUGUACACGUGCUCGGCGAGUUGCCAGAUUGCCGACGACGGAUACGCGAGAGAGUUCGUCGCCAAACAAGACUUCCUUUGA